AUGGAGAACCACGAUGGUCCAUUUAAAGCUGUUUUCAUUGCCUAUUGUCGGCUACCCCACGACGAGCUCGUACUUUUCCUCAAAGUUCGCAAUCUCCCAACAUCGGGUACGGAUAAAGAGCUCGCAUCGAGAUUAGCCCAGCAUGAUUUCCAUACCUAUCAUUUUCCUACAAUCUCUAGUGAUGCGCCAAUGUCUUCCAUGGGCAAAGGGAAGGAACAGACGACCACCGAACGUCCUGUAGAUCUCCCCGUCGAAGUUCUGGCUGAUAUCUUUGAUCAUCUUGGUGACUGGGAGCUCUCUCGUGCCUUGAGCGUCCCUACUUCGCUGCCUCCCCCUAGCGAAUGGAACGAUGCUUCACCCAUCGACCUCUCCAUUCUCACAGGUUCUAUCCCCCUCAUCCGUGCAGCAGAUCCCGCAGCCAAUCCGCCUUCAAUUCACAGUGCCAUCGCCUCUGUGCGAUUUGGUUACGUCAAUGUGCUGGAAUUUUUCGUUACGCAAUACCACCCCGUAUUUUUAUCUACCUUCAAAGACGAUCUGAUCCCUUUCCAUGCAUCGCAGCACGGUCGCACAUCAGUACUCUCGUGGUGGAAACAUGGGUUUGAGCAACACCCAGAUCUAGUGCAUCCUCCAAAACCUGGGUCUAUUGCUCGUGCUAUCGAUAGAGCCUCUCGUAGCGGUCAAGUGCAGUCUCUGGACUGGUGGGUGUCGUCUGGGCUUCCGCUGGACUACACAGAAGCUGCUCUUGAAGGUGCUAGCGCAAAAAAUCGUAUUAAUGUCCUGGAAUGGUGGAAGUACCAGAAUCUUACCAAUAACCUGCCCCUGAAGGUCGGGCGCGUUAUGGAAUUGGCGAGUCAGGCAGGGCAUGUGGACGUACUCAAGUGGUGGGCGACGUCGCAGCUGGAGUAUACGUAUGACCGUCAUGUCAUGCACCAUGCUAGCUGCGUGGGGAAGGUGGAAGUUUUGCAGUGGUGGCUUGGAAGCGGGCUACAGAUCAUAUUCGACCAGGAUGUGCUGACCGGCGCGACACGGCAUAAUCGAAGCGAAGUGUUGGAAUGGUGGGAUAAAAGUAGGUUACCGAUUCAAUAUCGUAUGUGUGACAUCGAAGAAGCACUGGAGGACGCGAUUGGCGGUGGGGACAAAGCAAGGAAGUGGUGGAAGAAUAAAGGUGUGGAUUUCAAUGCAGACGAUAAGGAGUGGAUGAAGCUGCAAAAUUUGAACUAG
Suillus paluster is the source of this 1221-nucleotide messenger RNA. RefSeq lists its product as uncharacterized. Bases 1 to 1221 code for a protein of 406 amino acids. The record is from RefSeq and is a predicted model, not a curated record. The transcript is spliced from 2 exons. Lineage: Eukaryota; Fungi; Basidiomycota; Agaricomycetes; Boletales; Suillaceae.